This is a messenger RNA of Medioppia subpectinata, 920 nucleotides long. The record is from the annotation of a GenBank genome assembly. NCBI's taxonomy places the organism in Eukaryota, Metazoa, Arthropoda, Arachnida, Sarcoptiformes, Oppiidae.
CAUAGGUUGUGGCUGUGAUAUCAGUGUUUUUCAUAUGUGUGUCGAUAUUUUCGUUUUGUUUGAAAACUCACCCCAAUAUGCGAGUGCCGGUCAUUCACAACAAGACAGUGCACACACACCUCAACACCACGACGUGGACUCUCGACAAGUUCAAGACCGACGCUCACGAGGCCUUCUACUACAUCGAGAGCAUAUGCAACGCCUGGUUCUCCUUCGAGAUCGCCAUGAGAUUCGUGGUGAGUCCGAGUAAACUAGACUUUGUGCGCGAUAUGAUAAACGUGAUUGACUUCAUCGCCACGAUGUCCUUCUACUCCGAUAUGAUUUUGCAACGAUUGGCCGCCGAUAUUGAAAACGCAGAUAUAUUAGACUUCUUCAGCAUUAUUCGUAUACUAAGACUCUUUAAGCUGACCCGACAUUCGAGGGGUCUUAAGAUAUUAGUUCACACAUUCAAAGCCAGCGCUAAAGAGCUGUUUCUAUUGGUCUUCUUUCUCAUUCUGGGAAUCGUUAUAUUCGCGAGUCUUGUCUAUUAUGCGGAACGACUUCAGGCCAAUCCUCGCAAUGACUUCAAAAGUAUACCCGAGGGCUUGUGGUGGGCCAUCGUUACCAUGACUACUGUCGGCUACGGUGAUAUGGUGCCCCGAACGUACGCCGGUAUGCUUGUGGGCGCUCUGUGCGCGUUGGCCGGUGUACUCACAAUAGCACUCCCGGUGCCCGUUAUUGUGUCCAACUUUACAAUGUUUUACUCACACACUCAGGCGCGGGAAAAGUUGCCCCGACAGAGGCGGCGGGUCUGCAAUGUGCCCACCGAUGAGAAUAUUGAAAACAAUAAGUCCAACACCGGUCACCCGGCGGGUCAUACGUCGGCCGCCGCCAGGCGUAUGAACGCCGUCAAGAUAUCAUAUGAUGUCUCUCCCAAAUCA